CCGCUGUACACCUUCGACGAGCUGAUCGAGGCAUCCGGCAUUGGUGAAGAGGACGUGGGCAAGACGGUGCAGAGUCUAUCGAUGGGCAAGCCGACGCAGCGCAUCCUCGUCCGCCAACCGGCCGUCUUCUGGCCACGCAGCCCGGGCCAAGCACUUCCUCAUCAUCUACCAACCCUCCCACGCGUACCAUCGGUCAAUCGACGCGACCAAUUCUUCGUCAACGACGCGUUCACGUCGAAGCUCUUCCGUAUCAAGAUCGCCUCGAUCGUCGACCCGAAGGCCAACAGCACGGCGGCCCGACCCGGCAAAUCCGUCGAGCCCGAGCUGCCCGAUCAGUUGACCGACGACCGGAAGCACGAGGUGGAGUGCGCGGUGGUGCGCGUGAUGAAGGCCCGGAAGACGCUCGACCACUCGUCUCUCGUCAUGCAGGUGGCCGAACAGGUGGCGAAGCGCUUCAUCCCCACGCCGGCCCUCAUCAAGCAGCGCAUCGAGGCGCUGAUCGAGAGGGACUACUUGGUGCGCGACAACAAAGAUCCCCGGAUAUACAGCUAUGUGUCG
Molecule: messenger RNA, 558 nt
Organism: Mesorhabditis spiculigera
Lineage: Eukaryota; Metazoa; Nematoda; Chromadorea; Rhabditida; Rhabditidae
Source: the annotation of a GenBank genome assembly